This is a messenger RNA of Didymodactylos carnosus, 1632 nucleotides long. Lineage: Eukaryota; Metazoa; Rotifera; Eurotatoria; Philodinida; Philodinidae. The record is from the annotation of a GenBank genome assembly.
AUGCCUAGUCCGUACAGUUGUCAACGUGGUACAGGUGUAAGUGAUAGUUCAAAUGCCAUUAUCCUCGAAGUAUCUUCCACAGCUUACAAUGCAUAUGACAUAAUCAAUGUGACUUGGACAUCUACAACGUCUACACCACCAUGUGCUGAUGAUUUCAUAGCCGUCUUUUUUCCCGAAAUAUCUGUUAAUUUGACGUGUAGCUAUUUAGAUUAUGAAUUUAUUGGCAAUACGACAGAAGUAGAAGGUAACCAAUAUUGGGAAAUGAUUAAUUUACGACGAAUUUUAGAAUUUCGCUACUAUCAACGCCAAAAUUGUACAGGAAAUUACACAUAUAAAGCUGGAAGUCCAAUAAUUCAUCCAAUUAAUUAUAAUGAACCAACGGGAAUACAUCUCUCCUACACGUCCAAUGAUGAUGAAAUGAUUGUCAUGUAUACAACAUCUUCUAAUAUUUAUACACCAGAAAUUCAGUAUGGUUUAGAUCCAUCUCAACUCCAGUUUAAUCAAACAGGUACAACAGAUACUUAUUCUGCAUCAGACAUGUGUGAAGGAAAAGCAAAUAUUACUGGUCCACAAAAUUUCAUUGAUCCCGGUUAUAUUCACACAAUUCUUUUAAAGAAUUUGAUGCCGGCCACAAUUUAUUUUUAUCGUGUUGGUAAUGAAGUUGAAGGAUGGUCACCAGUAAUUCAUUUUAUAUCGAAAGUAGUUGAUGGGGCAUCUGAUACACUCAGUUUUAUUGCCUAUGGUGAUAUGGGGGUGAGUCCUGUACAAACAGGUGCAGCAGGAACAAUGGAUCGUGUUCAUGAAAGAGUUUUGCAAGGUGAAAAUAUUGCGGUGGUUUUACAUAUUGGUGACGUGAGUUAUGCGAGAGGAAUCGGAGCUCUAUGGGAUAGAUUCAUGACUGAAAUACAGCCAAUAGCUCAAACGGUGCCGUACAUGUUGGGAGUGGGUAAUCAUGAAUAUGAUCAUGUACAAGGUGGACAGAAGGAUCCCAGUCAUGCACCGGGAGAUGGUGGUUUUCGACCAAAAUGGGGUGAUUAUGGAUAUGAUUCAGGAGGCGAGUGCGCUGUGCCUAUUGUUCAUCGAUUCUCUAUGCCUGAUAAUGGAAAUGGUCCGUUUUGGUACAGUUUUAAUUUGGGUUCCGUACACAUUCUCAUGUUUUCGACUGAACACAAUUUUACUCGUGCAUCCGAUCAAUAUUUGUGGAUUGAAAAUGAUUUACGAUCGGUUGACCGAGCAGUAACACCAUGGAUAAUUACUGCUAGUCAUCGUCCAAUGUACGCAAGUGAAACGGACGAAGCUGAUCUUAUUAAAUUAAUGUUGCAGUUGUACUUAGAACCAUUGCUCUAUAAAUAUCAGGUUGACAUAAACAUUUUUGCACAUAAACACAGUUAUGAACGUUCAUGCCAAAUGUAUCGAAAUGAAUGUAAUCCAAAUGGUACUGUACAUUUACUUAUUGGAAUGGCAGGUCAGAAUUUAGAUGAUGGUCAAUAUUCAAAUGCUACAUGGAGUCAAUAUCAUGAUCAAGAAUUUGGCUAUACACAAUUUAUUGUCAAUAGAACUGAUUUACAUUUUAUGUACUUUCAUAAUAAGGAUAAUCAACUGGCUGAUGAAGUAUAUCUGCGUAAAAAAUAA